AUGCCCAAAAACCGCAAGACUCAACCUACCGGCCCGCAGAUCGAGCGGGCGGUGCUGGUUGCGGCUGAAGCCCGCAAUCGGGGCGAGCAAUUGUGGUCCAUUGAGGAUUCGUUGAUCGAGCUGGACUACCUGACCCGUUCGGCCGGCGCCGAAGUGAUUGCCACCAUCCAGCAGCGGGCCGACCGGCUCACUCCAACCUACAUCGGCAAGGGCAAGCUGCAGGAAUUGCAGGAGUUGCUGGAAGCAGAACGCCCCGACGUGGUUAUCUGCGACGAUGAGUUGACGCCAACCCAGCAGCGCAACCUGGAAACGGCCCUCAAGAUCAAGGUUAUUGAUCGCACCGCGUUGAUUCUGGAUGUGUUCGGACGCCACGCGCACACGCGGGAAGGGCAGUUGCAAGUGGAGUUGGCACAGCAUCAGUACCUUUUGCCUCGGCUGGUGGGGCAAUGGUCUCACCUGGAACGGCUGGGCGGCGGCAUCGGAACCCGGGGCCCCGGCGAAACUCAGCUGGAAACCGACCGCAGACUGGUGCGCCAGCGCAUCCAGAAAAUUCGGGACGAGCUGGACAAAGUGCGCCAACGUCGCAGCCAGUACAUGGAACGGCGUCGCCGGACGGACGUCCGAAUGGCGACGCUGGUGGGGUAUACCAACGCGGGCAAAAGCACGCUGUUCAACGCGCUGUGCGACGCCGGCGUGCCGGCCGAAGACCAGCUUUUCAACACCCUGGAUCCGGUAACGCGCCGGCUGAAUAUGCCCGAUGGCGGCGAGCUGCUGCUCAGCGACACGGUUGGCUUCAUCCAAAAGCUGUCGCCAAUGGUGGUGGCAGCGUUCCGCGCCACGCUGGAGGAACUGCACGAGGCCGACCUGCUGCUCCAUGUCGUUGACAUAACGCACCCCAAGGCUCCCGAGCAGGCCGAAGUAGUGGAGAAUACGCUCACCGAUCUGGAGCUGGGCGGCAAACCGAGACUGCUGGUCAUCAACAAGAUGGACCUGCUCACCGAUAACCCCGGCGACAUUGCAGCAGAAGCCCUGGUCGGGUUGCCCGAUCUCACGGCGGCAGAAUCGCCGGCAGUUGGCGGCCGGGUAUUCGUUUCUGCUGUGAAGGGCUGGAAUCUGCCGACGUUGCUGGAGGUAAUCCAGGAGCAUAUCGGCAAAUCAAUGCCCGCUGGCGACCGGGCCGUCGUCUAG
Molecule: messenger RNA, 1188 nt
Organism: Geodia barretti
Lineage: Eukaryota; Metazoa; Porifera; Demospongiae; Tetractinellida; Geodiidae
Source: the annotation of a GenBank genome assembly